AUGGAUUCGGACCGUUGUGAAGAUACGUCAAGUAUUCUUGGCUACGGGCUGGACGUUAAACCCUUAAGGAUGGUGGCAAGUCCGCAUACCGGACCUCGGCACACGAUUGAUAAUAUCCUAGGACUUGUCAGGAAGGACGAUGGUGAAGUGCUGGAGAGGUCACAAACUCCAGGAAACGGUGAAAGUGCUGGUAAGUUACCGACGCAAAUGUUUUGA
Diabrotica balteata is the source of this 216-nucleotide messenger RNA. NCBI's taxonomy places the organism in Eukaryota, Metazoa, Arthropoda, Insecta, Coleoptera, Chrysomelidae. The record is from the annotation of a GenBank genome assembly.